This is a messenger RNA of Toxorhynchites rutilus septentrionalis, 1746 nucleotides long. Its product is annotated as glutathione synthetase-like. The coding region runs from base 161 to 1648 and encodes 495 amino acids. The transcript is spliced from 6 exons. NCBI's taxonomy places the organism in Eukaryota, Metazoa, Arthropoda, Insecta, Diptera, Culicidae. Gene Ontology annotation, biological process: glutathione biosynthetic process. Gene Ontology annotation, molecular function: ATP binding; glutathione synthase activity; glutathione binding. The record is from RefSeq and is a predicted model, not a curated record. Gene Ontology annotation, cellular component: cytosol.
UCUUAUCGGUGUUCGGAAUUCAAAGGAAGUGCUCGUGUUCGCCUUGAGCUGUUUUAUUCCAUGUUUUAAAUUCCGUGUGAUACAUUUCAGUAGCAAUUUUUGUUCAGAUUUGGUUACUGCAUCGAACUUGCAUUGAGACAUUUAAAGGAAAUAAUUUAUAAUGGGUAACAACGAUGUUCCGAUAAUGCAGUCCUGCAUUCCGUUGCCCAUCGACGACAAGCAACUGCUGGAGGUAAUCGAAAAAGCAAAGGAUUGGGCCAUUAUGCACGGAGCCGCGAUGCGAUCGAAGACAGACUUCAAUCCUGAUGCUUUACAGUUUGCACCUUUCAUAUUGACACCCAGCUCGUUUCCGAGGAAAGAGUAUGAGAAAGCAGUUAAUCUACAGGUUACCCUGAAUGAGCUGAUGCAUGCUGUCGCACACGAUACGGAAUUUCUGAGGGAAACGCUGAAAAGUACAAUUAAGGUGGACACUUUCACCGGGUCCCUAUUUGAGAUCUAUGAAACCACCUUGAAAGAAGGAAUCUCGCAGCCAUUUUCGCUGGGCCUUUUACGAUCCGAUUUGAUGCUGGAAUCAAGGUGCGAGAACGAGAUCAAGGUGCGCUGCAGUCAAGCGAGCGCCUACUGCUGCUGGAAGCAGGUGGAAAUAAAUUCCAUCGCGUCGGGCUUUGGUCACUUGGGCCCCGCUAGUAGAGCGCUGCAAAGUUACAUUUUGAGGGAGCUAGGACACGGCGACAAGUUGGUUGAUCUCCCAGCGAAUCACGCCCUAUCCGGACUCUGCGACGCAAUGGUGGAAGCCUGGAAACUCCAGAAUCGACCCCACGCGAUUAUACUGUUCGUGAUAGAAGACAUGACGUACAACAUUUGCGAUCAACGUUUCCAUGAGUUCUAUAUCCGGGAAACCUACCCGCACAUCCAGGUGAUAAGGCGCUCCCUAACAGAGAUCUACGAACAGGGUCGACUAGGACCGGGCGGAGAACUGCUGCUAGGGGAUCUGGAAGCGAGUGUGAUUUACUUCCGAGCGGGUUACGAACCCGGUCACUAUCAUGGGAGCAACGAGUGGUCAGCACGUUUGCUGAUGGAGCGCUCCAAAGCCAUCAAGUGUCCCUCGAUCCAUUAUCAUCUGGCCGGAACGAAAAAGGUGCAGCAGGCACUGGCAAAGCCAGGCAUUCUGAAGCGUUUCAUCAACGACGAGCAGAAGAUUCAUUCGAUUAGUGAAAUAUUCACCGGUUUGUACUCGCUGGAUAAACACGAACACGGGGAGGAAGCGAUCAAACUGGCCCUCAAGAAUCCGGAGCGGUAUGUGCUGAAGCCCCAACGUGAGGGCGGCGGAAACAAUGUGUACGGGGAAGACAUUCCAGCGGCGCUGGAAAAAAUGAGCGAGGAAGAACGCUCGGCUUGGAUCCUGAUGGAGAGGAUCUUUCCGCCUCUGUCCAAGGGCUAUAUGAUCCGUCCGGGUGGCAAGAUGCCUCCGGAGAUUGUGAGCUUGGUUUCUGAACUAGGCAUUUUCGGAGCGAUUAUCGGUACUAAGGAAGAAAUCAUCUACAACAAGCAGGUUGGCCAUAUGCUGAGAACUAAAUUGUCCAGUGCGAACGAGGGUGGUGUGGCGGCCGGUUUAGGUGCUCUUGAUAGUCCCUACUUGAUUGAUUAGUAUCUGUAUGACGGAGGCAAAGUUUCCAUUCCAAAUGAUUCCACAACCAAAAUGCUUGCGUUUAAUGUUCAGAUAUAUAUUUUUUUGUUGUAUUUCUA